Molecule: messenger RNA, 1374 nt
Organism: Prorocentrum cordatum
Lineage: Eukaryota; Dinophyceae; Prorocentrales; Prorocentraceae
Source: the annotation of a GenBank genome assembly
CCAGAGUUCACCUAAGAUACACUAACCGAUGCUGCAGUCCAGCCAUUGUGGCUCAAGCCACGUCUGGGCACUCAGGAAGACCCGCCGCCGCCGCCGCCUCCGCAGCCCCAUGGCGCGCGCCGCCCUCGCCGCGGCGCUCCUGGCCGUGCUCGGCGCGGCCGCGGCCGAGGGGGGCGCGCGCCCGAGCGGCUCGUGCCCGGGCGACGAGGAGGGGUCGGUGCUGCUGCAGAGCGCGGCCACGCGGGCGCAGCGCUCCGAGGCCCGGCUCCAGAGCACGGAGCCCGACGCGGACGCCGAGGGCAACCCGUACGCCACGGAGCCCUGGAACGCCACGUUCUCCGUGGUCCUCUCCGGCGAGGAGGGCGGCGAGGAAAGCAACUUCACCGUGACCGUGCACCCGGACUGGGCCCCCGAAGGUGCGAAGCGCCUCCAGGACCUCGUGGCGAGCCACGUGUUCGACGAGGCCCGCUUCUUCCGGGUCGUCCCGGACUUCAUGGUCCAGUGGGGGAUCCCCGCCGACCCGGCGGUGGCCAAGACCUGGAGCGAGAAGAAGAUCCCCGACGACCCGGACGCUGGGCACAGCAACGAGAAGGGCAUGGUGACCUUCGCCACGUCGGGGCCGGACUCUCGCACGUCUCAGCUCUUCGUCAACUACAAGGACAAUGCCUUCCUGGACAAGCAGGGCUUCACUCCCGUGGGGGAGGUCGUGGAGGGCAUGAGCGUCGUCGAGGGCAUCCAGAGCAAGUACGGGGAGGAGCCCGACCAGGGCGAGAUCCAGGAGAGAGGCAAUGCAUACUUGACGAAGGAGUUCCCAGGCUUGUCCUACAUCAGCGGGGUGACCGGCAGUUUCCCCGCAGGGAGCAAGUAGGCGCGACGCUCGCUCGCUCUCCAAGCUCACACUACGCGAAGCCAUUAAUACUGUUGGGCGCGCCAGCAGUUGCGUCCUGAAGCUGGAGUCGAGUCGAUUUCCCGGCACAACCGCCGUUCAGCUUUUAGCACGACGCUCGUGGAGCAGAUUUUGCUCCCCGUGUCGCCCGGGGGGGUGGGGCGCUCCCACGGGAAGAAGAGCCCCUCCUCCUCGAGGGGGGGGGACCCCCUUCCUCCAGGAGGAGGAGCAAGCUCGCGCAGGAAGGGAAGGGGCCCUGGGGGCAAGGAGCAACGUCCUGCCGAUGUGUCAUACCGCCGUAGGGCUCCCAAUCGUCUGUCGCAAUUUGAUCGGGUCACACGGGCCCCUGUGCAAGCCGGCUUCGGUACAGGACGCUGUUCAUUCAUGCCCUGAAGCCCCGCGCCCAUUGUCUAUAAAAAGCCCUCUAGUCCCAGGUCCCCUCUUCCUAAGUCCAUGAAAGUCUUCUUUUUCACUGCGUGCGCCCCCCC